GUCAACUUCAGAGAAAAGACAGUUUCAGUCGGAUGUCUCUACAGUGGCUGGAGUUGAUGUCCAAACAAGAUGGUAUCACUAUUCAACACGCUCUCAAUGGCGGAGAAAAGACAUUACCGGGAAUACGGUACAAAUUGGAUGGCUACUGUGCCGAAACCAAUACGGCUUACGAGUACCACGGUUGUGUCUUUCAUGGUUGUCCCGUCUGUUACGCAGAGGACACAAUUCACCCAUUAACUAGCCGGUCAAUGCGAGAACUCUACGUCAUGACCCAGAAGAAAAAGACGUAUAUUGAGCGUCUAGGAAUGACCUACAAAUGUAUUUGGGAACAUGAAUUUCAAAAUCAACUCCAUUCUGAUCCGAAACUUCAACAAUAUGUGACCUCUUUGGACUUUACUGACCGACUGGAUCCCCGAGAUAGUUUCUUUGGUGGUAGAACCAAUGCCAGUCGGCUUUACUAUAAAACUACAGGUGAUGAACAAAUCAAGUACAUCGAUUUUACUUCACUCUAUCCGUGGGUCAAUAAAUACUGUCAAUACCCUGUAGGACACCCUGAAAUAGUAACAUCAAAUUUCAAAACAAUCAGUGACUACUUUGGUAUUGCCAAAGUAAAAAUACUACCGCCUAGAGGACUCUAUCACCCAGUACUUCCUUACCGUUCAAAUGGAAAACUCAAGUUCCCACUAUGUAAAACAUGCGCCGAUACAGAAAACCAAAAUGAUUGCAUCUGUUCGAAAGAUGAAAGGGCGAUAAUUGGAACCUGGUGUACACCGGAACUUCAAACGGCUGUACAGCAAGGAUACACAAUCAUUCAAAUCUACGAAGUGUACCAUUGGUCUGACACGACAAAAUACAAUCCCUCUUCACAAGAUGGGGGUCUGUUUGCCAAGUACAUCAACACCUUUCUCAAGUUCAAACAGGAGGCAAGCGGUCCUCCCGACUGGAUCAAAACUGAGGAGGAUGUCCUCAAAUAUAUCAAUGACUACUUUCAAAAGGAAGGCCUCUCGCUACAGAGUGAUAUGAUCCUUAAAAAUCCCGGAUUGAGGGCGUUGGCCAAGUUGUGUCUCAAUAGUUUCUGGGGUAAAUUCGGACAACGUCUUAACAUGCGACAAACACAGUUUUUCCACCAGUCGGAAGUGGACAAGUUUUUUCAAAUAUUCACUGAUCCUAUGAAACAACCGCAGAACUUUCACAUCGUCGCUGAAGACACACUUCAAAUGGAAUGGACGUACAAGAAUGACUGUCUACCUGUGGAUAACAAAACCAACAUUUAUUUGGCCACAUUCACGACCUGUUGGGCCAGACUUAAACUCUACAGUGUAUUAGAAGAUUUGGAUCGUCGAGUAAUCUACUUUGAUACCGAUUCUAUUGUCUACGUGAGUCAACCCGGUCAGUACGAUCCACCACUAGGUGAUUAUCUGGGUGAACUCACCGAUGAGCUGAGUGAAGGUGAACACAUUGUCGAGUUUGUGUCUGCAGGUCCAAAAAACUACGCAUAAAAGACCAAUACAAACAAAGAAACCUGUAAAGUGAGAGGUUUCACUUUACAUUUUACAAACAGUCAAAUGAUCAACUUUGACAGUGUGAAACAGAUAGUUACAUGCCCAGAAGCGCUAUCAGCAGUAACAGUAGUUAAUCCGAGAAAAAUAUGUAGGGACAAAAGAAAACGAAAGCUCUACAAUAGAAAAGAAGAAAAAACAUACCAAAUGGUAUACACGAAACGUAGAAGAAUAGACAACUUUGAUACGGUACCUUAUGGUUACUGAAAGUAAUUAGUUUUGGAUUGACCUUUGUUUAACAUUGUAAAUAAGAUAUGUACGUGACUAUUUGUUUUUUAUAUGGUUUUGGCAUGUUUUUGUACUGUUAUUGAAUAACCAUUUUAUUACCUGAUUGUACAUAUCAUAUUUGAUAUUGUUUUACUGUGGCAUGUCUUGUUUGAAAUAAAAGAACAUAUACGAUA
Mya arenaria is the source of this 1960-nucleotide messenger RNA. RefSeq lists its product as uncharacterized. Lineage: Eukaryota; Metazoa; Mollusca; Bivalvia; Myida; Myidae. The record is from RefSeq and is a predicted model, not a curated record. Gene Ontology annotation, molecular function: nucleotide binding; DNA binding; DNA-directed DNA polymerase activity. The coding region runs from base 33 to 1499 and encodes 488 amino acids. Gene Ontology annotation, biological process: DNA replication. The transcript is spliced from 2 exons.